AUGCCUCUGUGGACCAGAAUAGUCCUGGUGGCCGUCGCCUGCUCGUCCUUGGCGGUGUCCCCCGGCGCCGGAUGCGGGCCGGGCCGGGGCUACGGCCGGAGGAGGCACCCGAAGAAGCUGACGCCUCUCGCCUACAAGCAGUUCAUCCCCAACGUGGCCGAGAAGACGCUGGGGGCGAGCGGCCGCUACGAGGGCAAAAUCACGCGCAACUCGGAGCGCUUUAAAGAGCUCACGCCCAACUACAACACGGACAUCAUCUUCAAGGAUGAGGAGAACACCGGCGCCGACCGGCUCAUGACUCAGCGCUGCAAGGACAAGCUGAACUCGCUGGCCAUCUCCGUGAUGAACCAGUGGCCCGGCGUCAAGCUGCGGGUCACCGAGGGCUGGGACGAGGACGGCCACCACUUCGAGGAGUCCCUUCACUACGAGGGCCGGGCGGUGGACAUCACCACGUCGGACCGCGACAAGAGCAAGUACGGCACCCUGUCCAGGCUGGCGGUGGAGGCCGGCUUCGACUGGGUCUACUACGAGUCCAAAGCCCACAUCCACUGCUCGGUCAAAGCAGAAAACUCCGUGGCGGCCAAGUCCGGAGGUUGCUUCCCGGCAUCCUCCACGGUCACCCUGCAGGACGGCUCCACCAAAGCGGUGAGGGACCUCCAAAGCGGGGACAAGGUCCUGGCAGCGGACGCCGAGGGCAAGCUCCUCUUCACGGACUUCCUCACGUUCAUCGACCGGGACUCGACCACGCGGCGGCUCUUCCACGUGGUGGAGACCGCGGCGGGCCACCGGAUCGCGCUGACCGCCGCGCAUCUCCUCUUCGUGGCCGACAACUCCACCGGGAGCCGCGGAGCGUCCACGGUGUUCGCCGAUCAGGUGCGGCCGGGCCAGGAGGUGCUGGUGCCGGACGGCGAGCGACUCCGGCCGGUGACCGUGGCGCGGAUUUCCACGGAGGAACACGUCGGCUCCUACGCGCCUUUGACCGCGCAAGGGACGCUGGUGGUGGACCGGGUGCUCGCGUCCUGCUACGCCGUGGUGAGCAGCCACGAACUGGCGCACUGGGCGCUGGCGCCGCUCCGGCUCGCCCAUUGGGUGUCAUCGGUGCUCACCGGCGCCCACGCCCGUAACUAUACGCACGAGGACGGCGUGCACUGGUACUCCGAGGCGCUGUAUCACUUCGGAACGUGGCUCUUGGACCCUCACGCCUUGCAUCCACUCGGCGUGUCCAGCUGAAACCAGACUUGAGGACCAGACUUUUCCCACACGCGAUAGAUAAAUAAAUACAUACAUACAUACAUAAAUGUAGGACUCUCCAGUAGAUGAAAUAAUAAUAAUUAAAAGAAAGAGAAGGAAAAAAAAAAAACCUCGACAAAGGCCCCAUGCAGUUGGAGUUGAUGAUGGGAUAUUUAUUAUUAUUUCUGUGACUUUUCUAUACCAUGACGACGACGCGUCCCCCUUUCAAAGAACGAAUGGAGCCUUAAAAGAGAGAAAGAGAAAAAGUUUGAAUAAUUUAUUCUCACGUGAACUGUUGGCUGCGGAGAAAAGUGUGCAUAAUCUAUUUUUGUAUAUGUCCGAUGCAAAACCAUACAAGAAAUGACACACACACACACGAAAAAAAUAGUCAAUAACGGCAAAAAGAAAGAACACGAAGCUAACUCUUGACAGGUUGUAAUGUUCAUAAUGUGCAUAUAUAUAUAUAUCUAUAUAUGUAUGCGUGCGUGCGUGUGUGCAACUGGCAUAUUUUGGGGGAAGAACAAACUCGGCGGGAUUCCAUAAAUUAUAUUUUUAUACACAGAAUUGUAAAUUAGAUUUUGACAGAUCGCUACCGAAUUUCAAAUAGUGUAAAGAUAUGAGAAUAUAUUUUAAUUUAAAUACAGUAGUACUGGGGGAAAGUGUUGGAAAUUUAAGAAGAGAAAAAAAAACCUUGUACUUUUUGAGGGUUGUCAGAUAUAUUCUGCCUCAAAUCUGCAUUCUGAAUUUUUUUUUUUUUUUGGUUGUUGCUAUUGUCGAUUUUAUUUUCGUUUCCUUCUGAGAAUACACACAAAAAAAAAAUCUGAUUCUGACAAUUCGGUAAGAGAUACAAGCCGUACUGCUUCGUUGAGAGAAUGAAUAAUUAACUCGUGUAAAUGUACUAAAAAAUGUAUUUUCCUUUUUUUUUCCUCCAUAUUUUUAAUUAAAAAAAUAAUCAUAGGCAAAUAGUUUUAUAGAGAUGUGGC
Messenger RNA from Syngnathoides biaculeatus (alligator pipefish), 2213 nucleotides. RefSeq names its product sonic hedgehog signaling molecule a (gene shha). The record is from RefSeq and is a predicted model, not a curated record. Gene Ontology annotation, molecular function: calcium ion binding; patched binding. Gene Ontology annotation, biological process: regulation of gene expression; smoothened signaling pathway; cell fate specification. Bases 1 to 1230 code for a protein of 409 amino acids. The transcript has 3 exons. NCBI's taxonomy places the organism in Eukaryota, Metazoa, Chordata, Actinopteri, Syngnathiformes, Syngnathidae.